Molecule: messenger RNA, 602 nt
Organism: Centruroides sculpturatus (bark scorpion)
Lineage: Eukaryota; Metazoa; Arthropoda; Arachnida; Scorpiones; Buthidae
Product: multidrug resistance-associated protein 4-like
Exons: 4
Coding region: 159-497 (112 amino acids)
Source: RefSeq, a predicted model, not a curated record
UUGUCGCCAUUUUGUUUAGUGUACCGGAUUCAAGAGGGAUCCAAACCGUAUUGCCUGAGUGAUUUAAGUUUAACUGAAUAAAUAUCGUUUUGUUGCACAAUUAUUCUGAUAUCAUAUAUAGUCCAUUCUCAACGUAAACAUUUGGUCCGUGGAGGCGGAUGGUGUACUGGAUAGUGCAACAGAUUUCUGCUGGAUUGAAAACUUUGAUUGGAUUGGUGUUGACAUUUUCUGGAUUAACUCCGCAGAAACAGGAUUCACUACGCUCGAGAAAUUGGAUAUUCCCCAUAAUAAACGAAGGAAGAAAGAGAGUUUUAAAAGAAGAAGAUUUAUACGAAACUUCUAAAUAUCACACUUCCGAGUAUCUUGGGGAUCAGUUUCAGAAAGAAUGGAACAAAGAAUUGGAGAAGAGGAAAUCGAGCAUAUUGAAAGCUUUAUUACGUUUUGUUGGUUGGAAAUACUUAAUAAUAAUAUUACUUGUGCUCAUUCAGGUAUUAUGACAAAUGAUUUCAAACAGGUUGAAGCAUGAGUGAUUUGCAACAAUUUGGUAAAAGAAAAAUCACUUCAAAGUGUAUCAUUCUCGGCGUCCGAAAAUUACGAUCAGG